AUGUCAUCAUUCUCCGGUGUAUCUAUCGUCGAUGGCUACGACAGGUGCUACUGCAAGACAUCGGCCGUCGAAGCCGGCACGGACAGCGGCUACCAUCUCCUUAUGGUAAAUGGCUACUCGCGUACCAAAAAAGAGAAGCCCACCGGCAUGAGCAUCACCAGCUCUCGUGUUUUUGUGGUAGGAGGACAUGCUUGGUUACUAGAGUACUACCCUAAUGGCAAGAACCCGAACUGCGCCGACUUCAUCUCUCUCUGUGUCCAAGGUGAUGGCAAAGUGAAUGCUAGGAUCAGCUUUUCUCUCGUUGACCAGGUUGAGAAGCAGAUGCCAAUGUACAUUCGUGCAACUAAUAGAGCUUGCAGGUUCGUCGACAGUCAUGGUAAUGUUCUCUGGGGCAUCAAUAAGUUUCUCAAAAGAGAUGCCCUUGAGCGAUCGGCGAAUCUGAAAGGUGAUUCUUUCACCAUCCGGUGUGACAUAAUGGUUUGCAAGGAUCCUAGUACCGAGGAUCCCGGUGGCCAUGACACCAAGGUGCUCCUGUCUGACAUGGACCGGCAUUUUAACAUUCUCCUUCAGACCAAGGUGGGUGCUGAUGUGACAUUCGAGGUUAGUGGCGAGACAUUCAGUGCACAUCGUUGUGUGCUUGCAGCCCGGUCCAAAGUCUUCAUGGCACAACUCUUUGGCCCCAUGAAGGAGGGCACUACUACGUCUGGCGUCAUACAUAUCAAAGAUAUGGGAGCAAACGUGUUCAGGGCGUUGCUUAGAUUCAUCUACACAGACUCAUGCCCUGAAAUAGAGAAGGACUUCACGGAGGAGGCGGAAGAAAUGUCUCAAGUACUAGAAGAAGGACAAGAAGAUGAAACAAUAGAGGAUGAGAUGUGGCUGCAAUGGCUUCAAGACUUGUUUGUGGCGGCGGACAGGUACGAUCUCCAACGACUCAAGUGCAUAUGUGAAAUGCAAUUGUCUGAUAACAUAGGUGUGAGGUCGGUGAUGUCCACUCUUGCUCUAGCCGAGCAACACGACUGCCAGGGAUUGAAGGAGGCAUGUUUGAAGUUUAUCCAAGUCCAGUCUUCCUCGUGCUUGCAAACAGUAACGGCCACUGAUGGUUGGGAUCAUGUAGUUUCGACCUAUCCCUCAGUUUUGAAGGAGCUCGUCGUCAAGCUUGGUUCAAACCAACAAAAGUAA
Molecule: messenger RNA, 1179 nt
Organism: Triticum turgidum subsp. durum (durum wheat)
Lineage: Eukaryota; Viridiplantae; Streptophyta; Magnoliopsida; Poales; Poaceae
Source: the annotation of a GenBank genome assembly